Molecule: messenger RNA, 2925 nt
Organism: Cladocopium goreaui
Lineage: Eukaryota; Dinophyceae; Suessiales; Symbiodiniaceae
Source: the annotation of a GenBank genome assembly
AUGAAAGGCAGCGAAGUUUUAAGCAAAGAAUCUCAAGAGAGUGCUGGGGUUGCUGGCAAGGCUUCUGAGGCAAAGGUUCCAGCGCCUUCUGUGGCUGGGCCAGCGAGUGCUGCAUCUUCGAGCAGUGGCUCAGGGAAUGCGGCCGAGCAGGGUGCAGCCCCAGAACCCAAAAAUUCACCGGAAGAAGUUCCUUCGAAAGAAUCUGCACCAGAGGAUCGAGGUGAUUUGGUCAGUGCCUUUCUGCCAGAUGAGAGCGCUACUACUGCUUCCCAAGCAAAGCCUACCUUUAAGGAGGUGUACUUGGGUUGUGACUUUGUCAUGCCCGGGAUUGCCCUGAAGAAAUUUGCCAUGAUUUUAGCAGAUCACGCAGCCGCAGCAUCAUCAUACAUGGCAAUUCUUGGUGGGAACACAGUGACCAUGUACAAGAAAGAACGGUCAUGCGCCAAGAGCAUGGUCAUGGGUGAUGCCAUUGGAGACACUGGUUUCUUCUGGCAAUGUGCGAGAAAGCAAUUACGUAGCAACGGCUGCGCUGCCAUUUGUAUCUUUGAUACGUUCAGCGGUGAGGUAACGAAGGUGCUGGACCAAAUCCCAGUGACCAUCAAGCUCCGCCACAGAGUCAGAGUUUUUGUCGUUCCGACCAAGCUGCCUCUAGGUAGUGAUGAAAAAGACUAUUCCAAUGUCCAGGUCAAGGUACUUGACAUCAGCACUGAAGAAACAACGCAAGCAGAACCGCAUGAAGUAGCAUUCUUUAGCACCGGCAGGCUUGGGGCGUUGAAUGGUGGUUUGCUACACAUUGUAGACUCAAGGCAAAUCAUGACAGCGGAAGACAUUUCUGCAGCGCAAGCCAAUCUUUUCAGGAAGGCAGUUGCAACACGAGAAGCACAAGCACAGCAGCAGCAGCAGAAGAUCGACCUCAAAAGAAAGAGAAGCCAAGAGAAGACGGAUUGGUACUCUGAAAGGGUGCAGACUUUGCAAGAGAAAGUUGCUAACAUAGCAAUUGAAGCCACCGCAUGGAAAACCAUUUGGACUCAUUUUUCCAAAGGUGAGGAUCGGGUGCAAAAGAAAGAAGGUCAAGGUUGGGAUGCUUAUCUCCUAGAACUUACUGGAAAUGACAAAACGGUCGAGGACACAUGCCCUGCCAGCUUGGAAUCUGCAGCGCUGCCCUUCGAAGACGCGCUCAUGGUUGUAGCUGGUCUGGUGUCCCAGAUCAACGGGCGCAAAAAGGACUUGGAAGGCUCACUGGAAAGGGCAAAGACUAUCCAGGCAAAGCUCAUCGCACAUGGAGAGUAUUCACAAAAGAAAGCGGAAGAAAAAAUAGCGAAAUUGCUAGACCCUGAUACCAAAGACAAAGACUUGAAGAGACGCCGCCAGGCAUAUCAUGCAAAGAACCAGCUUGCCGCCUCGAAGAAGACCGGGAAAUGUGCGGCGAGGAAGAAGAGGCCGACAAAGGACGAUGGCAAGUUCGAUGUUCCCUUGGGAGAAGCCCGUAGGACCAUUACCAUCGGUGACAAACUCAAAGUGGUUCGAUACUACUUGCAGCUCAGAAAGAAGAAGUCAGAUGCACAUGGUGAAAUUGUCGUUGAACCGGUUGAAAAGAUUAUUGGUCGUGGCUCAAUCAGACCCAGGAGAGUGGAUCAAAAGAAGGAAGCCAAAAAAGAAUCAUCCAAAUCCGAAUUGAAAAAAAUCAAUUUGGAAAAGAAGUGUCGAGAAAAGUUUCCCGAUCUGGUGAGGAAGGCCAUUGUGUUGAAGUGGGUCAAAGCAGCACAAAGGGAGAGAUGGGAAGAUCUGCCACCGCAGGUUCAGAACAGGAUAGUGGCCACGCCCAACAGCUGGAGAAGCAAGCUGGGGCUAGACAAGAAAGGGCGGGUUACAGGAGGAUACGUUCCACACCUUUUGCAGGAGGAGCUGGACAAGUUAAUCAUGGACAUGGUUUCUGGAACUUCUGAUAUAUCCGAACGGAAGGAGGUGGUCACAGCUGAAGAUGUGGAUCAGACAGUUUCAAGCUUGAUCACCGAUUGGAAUGCAUCACUCGAACAGAACAAGAUCAUCAUCGAAGAAGCCAACCAGCAACUCAAAGCAAAACUUGAUGCCAAGGAGAUUGACCCGAAGCAGUUUCUGAUUGGAUGGCAGCCUGUGCCGCAAUUUUUGAGAUCGCCAGGGUUGCAGUGGAGCAAAUGGUUUUUACGCAGUUGGGGCUGGAGCCUCUUAUCUCGCCAAAGUGAUGCACAAGCAUCACUUCCAUACGACCACUAUGACAUGGUCCAGGCGAGGGCCAAGGUCGCCAAAAUGACUGCUGAGGACAACAUCCACCCGGGGCUCAUCAUUAAUUUUGACCAGCUCUGGCGAGCGUCGUGGCAGUUCGGCGGAAAGCUCCUCUACAAAGCCAGAGAACAUGCAGGUAUUGACGAGCUCAUGGUCAGACGGGUCUGUGGACCGAUUGCAUUCACGGUGCCCGAGGGCGCCAUGAAACCGGAUGAAAUCGUAUCCUUCAAUUCGGAACACAGUGGUGAGGCCAUGGUUCUGACAUCUGGCUCCAACACCCAUUUCAUGUGUUCUGACACAUUGUUGCAAGUGUACGAGCAGCUCCUGUCUCCAGCACUUGAGCAACAACGUGGCAGGCACAAGGUUGGUUCAGACACCAAAGCCGGUAUCAUUUGUGAUGCCUGGAGUGGCACCUAUGCGACUGGAAAGGGCGAGGGUUUCAGACGAAGCGCCUUCUAUGAACUCCACAACAUCCAGCCUCCUGAAAAAUUUUCAGGAGGCUGGUCAGCACACGGCCAGCCAGUCGACCAAUUACACUCCCAGUUCAGAAAGAAGAUUCGCUCGGAAGAUAUUUCAAGCUUAGGCAUGCAUUCAAACCUCCGGACUCGCAGCAGCUGCUUGGCUAUGGUAACCUUCAGCUUUACACUUGGAAACCCUUACUAA